AUGCCUCCAAUUCUCCGAAACAGCGCAUCUGCACAACCUCGUGUUGUCUGCUAUUACCAGACAUAUUACCCAAAUAAUGGCAAUGAAUACGUCUCAAUGCUACCUCUGGUAGCGAACAGCUCUGGUAUAACACAUGUUAUCCUUGCUGCGAUCCAUAUCAAUGCCAACCCAGGGAACAUCACCCUCAAUGACGAUUCCCCGUAUGAUCCCCGCUAUACAGCUCUAUGGGCAGAAACAAAGUUUUUUCAAACCCGAGGGAUCAAAGUCAUGGGGAUGUUAGGUGGAGCCUCGCAAGGAAGCUUUCAGCGCCUUGAUCAAAACCCCUAUUCCUUUGAGCGAUAUUAUACUCCUCUCCGAGAUAUGAUCCGACAUCACGCGCUUGAUGGAUUAGACCUAGACGUGGAGGAGGAUAUGUCUCUUGAAGGUAUUAUUCGAUUGAUUGACCGUCUCAAGUCCGAUUUCGGGGAACAAUUCAUUAUCACGCUGGCUCCCGUUGCGACCGCCCUGAUUGAGGGACUCCCCCACUUGUCGGGAUUUAACUACAAAGCCCUUGAGGCCGCGCGAGGUUCGAAGAUCGCAUGGUAUAAUACCCAGUUUUACAAUGGCUGGGGCGGCAUCGAGAGUACGGAGGUAUAUGACCAGAUAAUGGCUGAGGGUUGGGCAGCAGCAAAAGUGGUGGUAGGGAUUUUAACAAACCCUGGCAAUGGGUCCCAGGGUUAUGUGUCAAUAGAUAAGAUGAGCUUUAUUAUAGGAAUGUUGAUGCUGAAAUACCCAGAUUUUGGGGGAAUUAUGGGCUGGGAAUAUUUCAAUGCGUUGCCUGGAGGUGUGCAACGACCAUGGCAAUGGGCGGCUUUAUACUUGACUUCAGUGUUUGUGAUAGUCACAAACCCAACAUUUAAACAACAGCAGAAGGAAAAUAGCACCGUGAGGAAUGCGCGGAAGCAGGACAAAACAACAAAGGGAAAUCGACAUUCAAGUGAAAAUGGUGACAAGAAUAAAACAACGAGAGGACAGUCGCCGUUGUCCGUGGUUUUGACCGGUAUACCCUCCGCGAAUGCUAAAUACGCGAACGUGGCGACUAUUGGGGUCAAUAUACUUGUGGGACUCUUCUCUCUCGAUGUCCUUCUCCGGAGCCAAUUUCUGAAUGCUGGCGAUGACCUGACCUUUUCACGGGUUGGAUAUGUAUCGCCAACAACUGCCAAAAUUCUCCUGCGCGAACCCGAUGUAGGAAAGCUUCCUAUCAACAUCGCCUACCAGGAAAUGCAAGACGGGCGGGUGGGCAAAUUGAUUGAAGCGGGAACAAUAGAUAAUAUAUUAGAAGAGACGGAUUACACUUAUCCUGUGUCUUUGACCGGCCUUCAACCCUCGACAAAGUAUCGAUAUUUGUUCUCAAAUAACCAGUCCGGGGAAUUUACCACAGCGCCCGCUCCAGGCUCUGAAGCUGCAAACAGAGUCACCUUCUUGAGCUCGAGUUGCAUGAAGCCGAAUUUUCCGUACAACCCCCUAAAUCACCCGCUCCAGAUCGCAGGCCUUGAAUAUCUUUCCAAGAUCGUAUCAAAGCUCCCUUCCAUUCCCUCAUUCAUGCUCUUCCUAGGGGAUUUCAUCUACAUUGACGUCCCAUACCGAUAUGGCUCUUCCGUCGCCGACUACCGAAGCGAAUACCGCAAAGUCUACGCUUCUCCUUCAUGGCAUGUGCAGCCGGAACCGCCAAUCAACAUCCCCUGGCUCCACACCCUCGACGAUCAUGAAAUCGAUAACAACUGGCACAAGGGGAACAUCACACCCCCUUACCCAGCAGCAUUUGACCCAUACCGCCACUACCACAUGAGCGUCAACCCUCCGAUCCCCGAGCACCCCUUUGCUAUCCCUUCUAACACUACCUACUUCUCCUUCACCCACGGGCCCCGCCGCCAUCUUUAUGAGCCUGCAGGUGUGAGAUGGAAAAUAAUCACGAGUGGCGUGCCGUUUACCAAAAAUUGGCGCAUCGGGACGGAAGAUACUUGGGGAGGUUUCUUGGUUGAACGGCGCAAGAUCUUCGAAGCUAUCUGGCGGACCGAGAGGGAACAGAGGAUCCGCGUAGUGCUCCUGAGUGGCGACAGACAUGAAUUUGGCGCGACAAGGUUUCCUGACCCAACUCUAGCAAAAGCAGCGGCAGAUAGCAAUGAUUCACAUGGUCAUGACAGCAACAUGGGUAUCCAUGAGUUCUGCACGGGUCCGCUUAGCAUGUUCUAUGUUCCCGUAGACUCCUACGUGCAGACGGACGAUGAGGAUCUUGCUCUUCUGCUACCUUCAUUUUCCCGCCGAGAGCCUGCAGGUGUGAGAUGGAAAAUAAUCACGAGGGUCGUGCCGUUUUACCAAAAUUUUGCCGCAUCGGGCGGAAGAUACUUGGGGGAGAUUUCUUUCUUUGACCGGCGCAAGAUCUUCGAAGCUAUCUGGCGGACCGAGAGGGAACAGAGGAUCCGCGUAGUGCUCCUGAGUGGCGACAGACAUGAAUUUGGCGCGACAAGGUUUCCUGACCCAACUCUAGCAAAAGCAGCGGCAGAUAGCAAUGAUUCACAUGGUCAUGACAGCAACAUGGGUAUCCAUGAGUUCUGCACGGGUCCGCUUAGCAUGUUCUAUGUUCCCGUAGACUCCUACGUGCAGACGGACGAUGAGGAUGUUAUGAUCAAGUACUAUCCCGCUGGCAACAACAAGCUGGGCGUAAUCAAUAUUGACAUGGAUAAUGCAGGUAAUUCGGUGUUGAGGUAUAGUUUGUAUGUCGGUGAAGACCUUUUGUGGGGAUAUAAACUGGUUAGUCCACUGGUCUUGGGAGGUGAACAGAAUGCCGUGUUGCCAGCUGGAGAAGUUUUCCUGGACAGGACCAGAAGAAAAGUUGUGCCGCAAUUGAUUAAGAAGGUAUCUGGGGAAGUUAUGGGGUGGGCGAGGCCUUGGUUGAAGCGGAGUUUGGAUUUUGUUACUGGUAAGGUGUUUGCGUUCUUGCAGAGGGAGGUUGCGACGGAGAUGUAG
Messenger RNA from Paracoccidioides brasiliensis Pb18, 3006 nucleotides. RefSeq lists its product as uncharacterized. Bases 1 to 3006 code for a protein of 1001 amino acids. The transcript has 4 exons. The record is from RefSeq and is a predicted model, not a curated record. Gene Ontology annotation, biological process: carbohydrate metabolic process.